Molecule: messenger RNA, 1122 nt
Organism: Ophidiomyces ophidiicola
Lineage: Eukaryota; Fungi; Ascomycota; Eurotiomycetes; Onygenales; Onygenaceae
Exons: 2
Coding region: 1-1122 (373 amino acids)
Source: RefSeq, a predicted model, not a curated record
AUGACAAAGCAUGGCGGUCCCAAAGCGCGCAUUGAGCUCUUCGCUACCAGUUUUGCUAAUGGUGUGCAAUCUAUAUUCGACGGCAUGGCACCCAGGGUGAUUAUCCUGGCUGGUCUUCCGCCUCGCAGCUCUCUGAAUUGGGAGGAAUCGGAGCUUCUUCAAGCACCACUCCCGCCGCCUUACUACACGAAGCUGGUCGAAGAGUCCGACUCACCAGUGCGAUGGCGGUCGCUAGCGCCGAUGAAUGUUCCUACCAUCAAGCCUCCCCUUGAGGGAGCGUCGUUCUUUAUGAUGCGAUCCAUUCAACGAUACUCUGGAAACCCGAUUGACCUCAAGGCAGAUGACGAGCUAUCGAAUUUCUACGACCACUCCUUUGCUGUUCACGAGGGAAUAAGCGGUUCGCUUUUGAGCGAUACUAUAUCGUUUACGGAUGACUCCGAACUUACACCUAGCUUUGGGGAGGAAAGCCUUAACAAUUCGUUGUCGAGGCGCCCGAACCAGCCUUGCGAGCGCUACACAGAUGGACGCCGUACACAAGGCCAUUGGAGCAACCUUGGUGAUAUCCCUCGUGCAGCCUAUCUAGAAUCUGUGGCUCCCCAGAUCGUAACCGUGAACCUUCUAGCUGCGAUCCUCACCAUCCAACCGCGACGCCGGGUCCGAACGCGCUGGGGGCGUGAGAUGGAUAUCGUAGAGAUACUGGUUGGCGACGAAACAAAAAUCGGAUUUCGUGUGAGUUUCUGGGUGCCAGUGUCAAAUGAGCACGCCGUUAGCGCCCCCGGGUCGCUAGACGCGUCUCUCAAGGUACUCCGGCUUCGCGACGUGAUUUUUAUUCGCUCCCUCGCCCUGAGCUCCUUUUGCGGACAAGUCUAUGGCCAGAGCUUACGGCAGGAGACGACCAAGGUCGAUAUUUUGGAUCGCGAGUCGGACCCUACCAUCGAAGCGGAAGAUGCUAAUGCCGCUGGUGGCAACACGGCAGAGGCGAAUUGGGCCGAUCCGCAAACGAAAAAGAUCCGCCGGGUCAGGCGCUGGAUACGGAACUUCGUUGCGCCCGGCACGGCUGUAGACGAAAACGCAUUCAGGUCUUUCACGGCAGCCGCCCAGCUCCCUCCAGACACACAAUAG